Messenger RNA from Trematosphaeria pertusa, 1050 nucleotides. RefSeq lists its product as uncharacterized. The annotation marks the transcript as partial. NCBI's taxonomy places the organism in Eukaryota, Fungi, Ascomycota, Dothideomycetes, Pleosporales, Trematosphaeriaceae. The record is from RefSeq and is a predicted model, not a curated record. The transcript is spliced from 4 exons.
CAGCCUUCAUCAAUGUGUAAUUCUGUGUCGGACAAUUCACCAGUAGAUAACCGUGCGACGAACCCCGGACGCGCACAAUACGUUACACCACCAUCGAGCUUCAUCGGGCCUCUCACCCCACCUGCGACUGACGAAAGGUUCCCUCAGACCGAACGUAUCCUCGCGCACUUCAGAGAUAUCCAAAGCGGACAUCGAAAACUCUGUGGAGAGCAGACGUGGAUCCAAUUUUCGCUUGCGGACGGUGAGUUCGACGAGAUAGAGCGACGCCUCGAGGGCGAUCCAGACUUAAAUAGAUACGUUCGGGACAAGAUCCGAUACGAUUAUGACGACCGAACACGGCAUUUCGUUAUUCGGAUGCUCAGCGACAUCCACGAGACCUUUCGCGAGGCAUUGCACCAGGAGAUCUGGAGGUGGAUAAACCGGCUCGCUGCAAGACAGGAUAAUGUUGGAGCACCUUCGUACAAGUUUCCCCCUAUAGCUCCUGAUACGGAUUCUAGCAUCGAUCCCGAUACCCCUGCCGAGGUUGAUGCUGCACAAGCAACCCAUACACCCGACAUCCCCUUCCGUCACGAGGAAGACGCAUUACCUGGCACAAUUAUCGAGGUGGCGUAUUCCCAAGCAUCUAAGGAUCUCCGGAGGCUGGCCUACGCCUAUUUGGUGCAUUCCAAUGCGGCAGUACAGGUGGUUUUCGGCUUUGAUCUCAAAGACGGGCCGACCGGAAAGGCAACGUUCUUAGUCUGGCGGAGCAAAGACGAGGGUGACGUGCUGAGCAUGGUCACCAAGUACUAUCAACAUGAAUUCCGUGGUAUGAACGGAGAACCUACUAGUCACGAUCCGCUAUGCUUCCGACUCAAGGACUUUGCAAUGGACGAGACUGCAAAAGAGAUACUGGGUGAUGAUGAUGCGGAGCUCUCCAUAACUAUGGACCAACUCUGCGCCUUCCUAUCAAAGGCAGAGAAGAAGGUAGAGGAUAAGAAGAGGGGGGAAUUGCGGAUCAAGAGGACUGUUGUGGGCAAGAGAAAACUGCCAUUGGAAGAGAUCUUCGGCUGA